This is a messenger RNA of Pocillopora verrucosa, 2271 nucleotides long. RefSeq names its product monocarboxylate transporter 10-like. The record is from RefSeq and is a predicted model, not a curated record. Gene Ontology annotation, biological process: transmembrane transport. Gene Ontology annotation, molecular function: monocarboxylic acid transmembrane transporter activity. Lineage: Eukaryota; Metazoa; Cnidaria; Anthozoa; Scleractinia; Pocilloporidae. Gene Ontology annotation, cellular component: membrane.
AUGCCCGAAACUCAUGAGCGGCAAAGGGAGAAGUCAGACUCGCUUUACGGAGGCGACAGCAUUGGAGGGACUUACACGCUUCCAAAUUUUGCGUCCGAAGCUCCUUUAACGGAUGUAAAGAAGAAUCGUUUACUUGCUGUCAAGCUCGAUUAUAACGAAUCUGGUGAUACUGAAGAUGUGCUCUCCUCACCAAGAAACAUCGGCAAGGAUUUCUCGAGCAGGGCAGAGUCAAAAAGAGAAAGAGGUCACAAUGAAUUCUCUACGGAAAGGGAAAUAUCAUUGCCAAAUGGAAAGAAAUUGUUCACACACGAAGGGAACAACUCGAGAAGUUUACAUGAAAAAUUAUCAUUAAAGCAUGUUGAUACUAGCUCGUCCAUUUUGGGUCAAAGGGCUUCGUACGCUGUUUGUGAUGUUGUACAACCGAUGAAUGAAAAUAUACGGAUGGAUGAAAAAGUAAACCUGAGACGACGUGGUAGUUCGGGGUCCGAACUUCAAGAAGCACAAAACUCGAACUUCAAAACUUUAGCUCCCGGGUCAUGUUCAUUACAAGAUUCAAAUGAAGCAAGAGUAGAUCCAUUAACUGCAGAAAUUCCCAAUGUCACAGGAAAAAACCGGUUGAAUAGAAAGGAUGAUAGAGGCAUCCUGGUGCAAAAUGCGCCCCUUGUUUUUCCUCAAGAAUCCGACUUGGCACUCUCAAAGCAAACUACCUCAAAGGUAGACCAUGAACCCUCGCGGUCCUUCGGAACCACGCCUUGUGGGAGUAACACCGAAUCUGUCAUCACGAGAGACGCCGAGAAAAUCAAACAAACAGGUUUGACUGACAGCUUUAAAGGCAACCAACCAGACAACACCCUGAGUAACGCGAACGAUCGUUCGGUUCAGAUUUUAGUCCAAACCCAUCCCGACGGCGGAUGGGGCUGGGUUGUAUGUUUUGGCGCAUUUAUAGUCCAGUUCAUCGCCCUCGGCAUGCAAAAUACAGCAGGUAUUGUUUACACGGAACUGGUGAAGGAACUAAAGACUCCCAGAGGAGCCACAGCUUGGGUCGGGUCACUUGCGACUGGGAUCAUGUUUUUCCUCGGCCCACUUACCACCUCGAUGUGUGAAAGACUCGGCUGCAGAAUCGUCACCAUUUGCGGGGGUCUCAUCUGCAUCGCAGGGCUUUUACUUUCGUCAUUAGUUACCAGUCUAUUUCCGUUGUAUUUAACUUACGGUCUCAUGUUUGGGGCUGGGACGAGCCUUUGCUAUUUUCCCACGAUAAUUGUGCUUUCUAAAUACUUCAAACGCCGAAUUGCGGUCGUGAACGGCCUGGUAACAGCCGGAAGUGGAGUGGGAACGCUUGUGAUUGGCCCAGUCGCCCAGGUACUGUUUUUGCGUUUUGGCGUACCAAACACUUUUCGAAUCGUGGCAGGAAUUUUCACCAUAGUGAUCUUAUGCGGAGCAACGUUUCGACCCGUUCCUGCCAAGUACCUUCAGAACAUUAGAAAUUCUGAGGGGGAGCGGAAAAGAAAGCUUUUUGACUGGAGCAUUUUCAAGAAUAAGGGAUAUGUUAUCUGGAUCGCUUCUCUGGCGACAUUUCAGCUUGGUUAUUUCGUACCAUUUGUACACCUGGUCAGACAUGCCGAAGAUCUAGGCGUUCCACCGACAGAUGCUUCGUUCCUGAUCGGUUACUUAUCGGUGGCGUCGACAGCUGGAAGACUUUUUUUCGGUAAAAUGGCAGAUCUUUCUUGCGUCAACAGAGUCCACAUGUAUCAGAUGGGACUCUCUAUAAUUGGUUUAUGUUCCUUUUUUGUCACCAUGGCAACAGGAUACGGCGGUUUGGUAGCUUACGCUGUUAUCUUCGGGUUCUUUGAGGCAUGCUACAUUUUGCUGAUUCCGCUGGUCACAAGUGACAUCGUGGGCCUCCGAAAGAUGUCUUACGCUCUUGGUAGUGCAUUCACUGUCAUGGCAUUCCCAAUGUUUUUAGGACCUCCCAUCGCAGGUUGGAUUUACGACAUAUCUGGAGAUUAUGCCGCAGCAUUCUACUCAUGUGGGGGCAUCUCCUUCCUUGCGGCAAGUUUGACGUCUUUUAUACCGCGUCUGUCAACACAGUCGAACCAGGAAACCGGCAGCAAGAGACUUGCGAAACUCUUACGAAGGAGGAGAUCGAAUCAUCGCUCUGAGGUUAUGCACGUUCUUUUUGGAUGUUUGUGGAAAGAGAAGCAAGAGUCUAGAGCAUCAAGCUUUGUACAACAUAGUGGCAUUCAAGUAACAAACAAACGGGUGGAUGUUUGA